UAAACGCUCAGGACAAUGAAGAUCACGUUCCUCUCCACUUCUGCGCUCGCUUCGGUCACCAUGAGAUUGUGCGUUUUCUUCUGCAGGGCAACUUUGACGUGCAACCUCACUCUGUCAACAUCUACGGGGACACACCAUUGCACUUGGCCUGCUAUAAUGGAAAAUUUGAGGUGGCGAAGGUGAUCAUACAACUUUCUGGCACCGACAGUUUGUCAAAGGAGAACAUUUUCAGCGAGACGGCACUUCACAGUGCAUGCACCUAUGGAAAAGACCUGGAGAUGGUCAAGUUCUUGCUGAGCCAGAAUGCGAUGAGCAUCAACAAUCAGGGCAGAGACGGACACACAG
This is a messenger RNA of Plectropomus leopardus (leopard coralgrouper), 345 nucleotides long. Lineage: Eukaryota; Metazoa; Chordata; Actinopteri; Perciformes; Serranidae. The record is from RefSeq and is a predicted model, not a curated record.